This is a messenger RNA of Saccostrea echinata, 2778 nucleotides long. Its product is annotated as von Willebrand factor D and EGF domain-containing protein-like. The record is from RefSeq and is a predicted model, not a curated record. The transcript is spliced from 16 exons. Lineage: Eukaryota; Metazoa; Mollusca; Bivalvia; Ostreida; Ostreidae. The coding region runs from base 1 to 2643 and encodes 880 amino acids.
AUGGAUUACUGUGUAGAUUGGGCACCUUCAGCUGUAUCCGUUAUCUAUAACAAGAUGACCUGGAGAAGAGAAGAAAUAAAUAAUAUGGUCAGACAUGACCCUGCUGUAAACCUAUUGUGUACCUUCAGCAUAAAAACUGAUGAAAACUUGUUUUAUGAUGUAUCUUGGUUCAUAAAUGGAACAAACGUACUUAAUCAGACCGUUGAUGUGUCUAGUAAUUACACAGCAGUGCUAUCGGCUUAUGAUAUUCUGGAAUUUAACAAGAAAAUUGGAUUAGAUGUACACUGUAAAGUUGGAGCAAAACGAAAGAAGGAAAACCUCCCUUGUCGCACCAAAGUUGGAAAUCCAUUCUUCGCCGGAAUACGUGUAAUAAAUCCUAACAUAGAAUUGGAAAGAAAAGGGUCAGAAAACAUUGCACUUGAAAUGACAAUACCGUUUGCUUCUGAAUCGCUUUUUAUAAAUGGUGUUCUACAACCCGUUAGUGACCUUAACAUCCACUUGGCUUUCGAAACAGGUGGCGCCUCUACAACCGGCGGUGGCGGUUCUUCUAACCACUGCGAAGUCAAAGUUAAAAGCUUUGGUUAUCAUGAGAAGCACAAAUAUGAAAACGGCGAAUGGAGGCAAAAAAUCUUUUUUCCUGUUUAUAGCAAAGACACAGAUGGUUACGUCAUUAGUACUCACAUGACCCUGCAUUUGAAGACUGGCGGUACGAAUGGGAUUGGCAGUAAAAUAUUUGAACAUGUUUCUUUGCAAGAUAUUUUGAUACGUGUAUGGGAUACUAACCAGCAAUGGAAAGGACGAUCAUGUGGCGUACAUGCAGACCCACACAUGUAUACAUUUGAUGGAGUCCCAUACGAAUGUCAGACGUCAGGAGAGCUUAUAAACUAUAGGAAUCAAGCUUAUUUACAAUGGAUUCAGUCAAAACAUCACCUUUGUUUCCCUUCAUACAACGGUCCUUGGUGCGUCUGCGCAGUUGCAGCAAGAGCAGGAAGAGAUGUUUUUCUAAUGGAUCUCUGUGGAGAUAAUGGCGUCAUCAAUUUUGAACUGUGUGAGGACAAUAGUUUAAAAGUGACAAAAAUUCAUGACAAACACUAUAAGGUGCAUUUUCCAACCGGUACAUCCCUCUCUAUUUACAUAAUGGAAUGGAAUGGGUAUUUUAACAUAAAUUUGGACAUCGUUCCUUCCACGUUAGAUGUAAGGAAGGCUGAUGGUUUAUGUGGAUACUUUGACGGUGUAAAAGAAAAUGACUUUAAAAGAAGGGACAGCAACAUCAGAGAUAGUAUUAACUUGAUGUUUCCAAACAAUUUCUCUGACUCUUGGAGAAUACCGAUCAAUGAGAAUCUCUUGAGUGGCGACAGUUCCAUUUACAGCAAAUUAGAAUCCUUAUCUACCAUUCAAGUCCCCCAUUGCACGUGUACCGAAAGUGGUAAAACAGAAUGCUCCUAUAGCACAUUCACGCCCUCUUAUUCAAACCAAGGGAAACAAUACACCUGUAACAUUCAUCUGAUGAAAACCAGAAGGCGUAAGCGUGACAUAUCUUGGGAAAAUACAUUUCAGGAGCCUUUAGUGGUAAUUAAGAGAAGCAAACGUGCAGUUACGUAUGUGCAAACAGAGGAUUAUGCUCAGGCUGUCUGUUUAAAGGCUUUUAAUGAUUCUACGGAAUACAGGACUUGCCAGCAGUAUGUCACCGACCUUAGUAAUGUUACUUUGUCCAACUGUAUUCAGGACCUUAAGAUGACAGGUGAUGACAACCUGACACAAAUUCAUGUAGAAGCUGCUUUAGAGCAAUGCACAACGUUCGUUUUGUUAAAUGCCACACUUCAGGAAACAGAACCUAAUGUCACUUACACAAUACAAAAUCUCUGUCCUAGUAAUUGUAGCAGUCAUGGAACAUGCAGCGGAGGAAACUGUUCUUGUGACAGCGGACAUGGAGGAAGUGACUGUUCCUUUGAUUUACUCGGACCUCCCACAUUAACAAGUGUUCCCAGUGCUGGUCUCUGUGAUCUUUCUAGUAGAGACUGUAGCGAGGCUACUAUGUUCGGAAAGUACUUUGUGGAAAAUAUGGGCUCACUGUGUUACGUUAAUGUGAAACAAGUAAACGUAAACCAAACAACAGUCACAGAAGAACACAAACAGGUACAGCUACAGGAGAGGACUUUGUUUGAGGGUUUCUGUCCUCAUUCUGUUAACAGCUCUGGCUUGUGGAUAACUGAAAUAACGUUCAACAUCUCCAAUGAUGGUCUGCGCUUCACUGAUACAUAUGAAAUUUAUAUCUACCAAUCUGAAUGUCAGGAGUAUCAUAAUGAAUCCGGAAAUGUGUUUUUCACUUUAAAGGAGAAUUUUUGCUACAUCGAAGGUAUGUGUGUGCCCUUCAUGGAAGAAAGCAGUGUAAACGAAUGUUUGAUGUGUAAUACCACCGUUAGUCGGUACAAUUGGACGGUAUAUGAAUACUGUAAGCAAGGAACGAUAACCGCCGACAAUAAAUCCUCCCUGUCUUCAGUCCAGCUUAUGACUAUUAUUGUUGUCUUGUGUUCUCUCUGUGGAUUUGCAGUAUCCUUUAUCACUGCUAUAGUGAUUUUUAAAACAUGCAAGAAAUUGAAAAACAGGAACCAGAUCUUCGACACGAAAAAGUUGGACAACUGAUAGGAUAUCCAGAGUUGACUUUCUGUGUUGCAUAAUAUUUAUCCCAAACAACUUAAAUCUUUCGUUUUAUGUUUUGAAUCCCUGACAUGCCUUACGAAACGAGAUCAAUUUAAAAGGAAAAGUAAAAUAAAUAUU